UGGAGCUGAUGGUGCUGGCCAUUAUGUCAAGAUGGUGCAUAAUGGUACUGAGUGUGGAGACAUGCAGCUCAUCUGUGAGGCAUAUCAUCUGAUGAGGGAUGCACUUGGGAUGAGUGAAGAUGAGAUGAGUGGCGUGUUUAGGGAAUGGAACAAAGGCGAGCUCGACUCUUUUCUUAUUGAAAUCACACAGAACAUUUUGGCUUAGAAACACACAGAUGGGACACCACUAGUUAGGAAAAUCAGAGAUGCAGCAGGACAGAAAGGAACAGGCAAAUGGACAGCCAUCUCUUCACUCGACUUGGGCAUGCCUGUCACACUGAUCGGUGAGUCUGUGUUUGCACGUUGCCUUUCCUCUUUGAAAGACGAGAGAGUACCAGCCAGCAAGAGCUUGAAAGGGCCGAGUACGACCAAAUAUGAAGGUGACAAGAAGGAAAUGGUGGAGCACAUCAGACAGGCUCUGUAUGCAUCCAAGAUUAUCUCGUAUGCCCAGGGCUUCAUGCUGCUGAGAGAAGCAGCAAAGGAAUACAAUUGGACACUCAACUAUGGAUCAAUUGCUCUCAUGUGGAGAGGUGGCUGCAUCAUUAGAAGUGUAUUCCUUGGCAACAUCAAGGAAGCAUUUGAAUGGAAUCCUGGUCUCACUAAUCAUUUGCUGGAUGACUUCUUCAAAGAUGCUAUUCAUCGCGACCAGGCAUCAUGGCGUAAAGUCUGUGCAAUGGCUGUCACUCUUGGUAUCCCCACUCCAUGCUUCAGCACUGCUCUCGCCUUUUACGAUGGCUACAGAUCAGGCAGCUUGCCAGCUAAUCUCAUCCAGGCACAGAGAGAUUACUUUGGUGCUCACACAUAUGAGCUGCUCUCCAAACCCGGUCAAUUCAUCCACACCAACUGGACUGGCCACGGUGGUUCUGUCUCGUCAUCCACUUACACUGCCUGAUUGGUCAAGUGUAGCCAUUGAUAUCAACAUUUGUUUUUCAAUUGCUGUGAUGCUGUUGUGAUCUUGACAGCAUGAGAUUGUAUGUUGCUGUCAUUUUAGCUCAAAUGGAUGUCUGUCUGAUAUCAUUUACUCCCAACAGUUGUAUUGGUUGUUCUGAUGAAUUAGGUGCAGUACAAGCAAGUUGUUCUCCUUGUUCUCAUUGAUUUUAAGUUUGAUAUUAAUAAUCACUACUGAUUGACAUGCUGGGUUUGUAGGUUGCUAGACAUAAGUGAAUAUCUUGAUUAUUAGACAGA
This is a messenger RNA of Corticium candelabrum, 1224 nucleotides long. Its product is annotated as 6-phosphogluconate dehydrogenase, decarboxylating-like. The record is from RefSeq and is a predicted model, not a curated record. NCBI's taxonomy places the organism in Eukaryota, Metazoa, Porifera, Homoscleromorpha, Homosclerophorida, Plakinidae. Gene Ontology annotation, cellular component: cytosol. The transcript has 7 exons. Gene Ontology annotation, biological process: pentose-phosphate shunt; pentose-phosphate shunt, oxidative branch. Gene Ontology annotation, molecular function: NADP binding; phosphogluconate dehydrogenase (decarboxylating) activity.